Messenger RNA from Bursaphelenchus xylophilus (pine wood nematode), 1452 nucleotides. The record is from the annotation of a GenBank genome assembly. NCBI's taxonomy places the organism in Eukaryota, Metazoa, Nematoda, Chromadorea, Rhabditida, Aphelenchoididae.
AUGGUAAUUGCAAUGUAUAUAAGAGCAAUUUUGUGAGAUGAAGAAUUAGCACUUUCUGUGUGUCUGUAAGAAAUUUUUACAGCUAGAGAUAUCAAGGUAAGAUUUUACGACAAAAGAAUUGAUUUUUUUUUUGAUCAAGAUGCCUCCAAAGUUUUUAUUUUGUAAAUUGCCCGAGGCUUUGAGGUCAGAUUUGCGUGAAAUUUGGGAUAUAGGAUCUAUGUAGGAAUUGUUUUAAUUGAAUAAAAUUUUAGCUCGCGCUUUGCAAAUAGAGCCGAGAUAUUCAACGAUCUUUACGGACGAAAAACCAUUGAAAAUUAAAAGAAAGAAACCGUUGAAAAUCUCGGCUGCACCUGCUAAGCGUGAGCUAAAAUUUCCACGAAUUUUUAUUAGUCCUACAUCCACCAAUUUCGCAAAGUUUCAAAAAAGUCUGUCAACGGAAUUCACUUUUUGCUCAUAAGAUUGUCAGAUCGGUCCUUACUUGUGACCCAGAGGAUGUUGAAGUGUAAGAAGGAUCUGGCUUCUCGUUUUUUGAAUGGCCUUUUCGGUGGGUGUUCUGUGCUAACUUUGAUGAGCCAUAACUCGGCCUUCAGGGCUUGUAAACGCUUGCCAGGUACUUCUUGCACCGCCUUCAACGCCUACUAGGUCACCAGUAUGGAUCGAUCUUCAAAAAAUGUGAAUUCCCUUGCGAACAUCGAACUUGGCGCACUUCUCUUGUCAAUUUAGGUCUAGUUUGAUCAUAAAUCAAAAUAUCUUUUGGCCUCGUUUUUGAGGUAGGAUAGGCAUAGUCUUAGGCACUGCAUUUUUACUUUUACCGCUUUAAAAAAUCUUUUUUCCAGAACCAUGAACUUCCUUCGCUUUGGACUUGUCAUGGCUUUCCUUGUGCUUGGCCUGGUGUCCGGAGAAGCCGUCAAAAAAGUUGAUCGGGAACUGUAAGUUUAAUUAAGCCGUUUGAUGUUCAAGCAGUGCCCUUAUACAGUGGGCGACCUGAUCCAGUUGCAACAAACGUACCAUUUUGCUUCCGGGAAGUAUCAAAAAUGUGGCAAAAUGCUUCCCUCUUCAAGUGAAAAAACCCGAUUUUAAAAGCUCACUUGGAGAGGGAAGCAUUUUGUCACAUUUUUAAUAAUUCCUGGAUGCAAAAUGAAACGUUUUUUGCCACUGGAUCAGGUGCCUCACUGUAGCGUCAGAAAAUGAGAUAUUUAGCCAUUUUUGAGCUGGGUUUUUCUCCAAACCGCCAAAAAAUUUCAAAAAAAACCUUAUAAAGAUUCGUUUUUGCUAUUUUUUAUUUAUCUUAUUGUUGUUUUUUAUUUCAGAUUCCGCUCUCGUCGAGGCUAUGGCAUGCCGAUCGGAGAGUAUCCACCCCCUCCACCACCUCCACCACCUCCAUCCUAUGGCUAUGGCAACUCUUACGGCUACAACAGCGGGUUCGGCGGUGGAAUGUGGGGCCGGAAGUAA